Apiotrichum porosum is the source of this 1020-nucleotide messenger RNA. RefSeq lists its product as uncharacterized. The record is from RefSeq and is a predicted model, not a curated record. The coding region runs from base 1 to 1020 and encodes 339 amino acids. Lineage: Eukaryota; Fungi; Basidiomycota; Tremellomycetes; Trichosporonales; Trichosporonaceae. The transcript has a single exon.
AUGACAGUGACCAGCAUGUUCAAGAAGCUCAAGGCCAAGACGGGCACGUCGCCCACCAACACCACCUCGGCGCUGUCGGGGAUGCAGUUCCGCGGGGCAUCCAGCGGUGGUGCAGCCGCCAAACCCGGCACGACUGCACGUCCGUCGUGGAACACGAGCCUCAACCCGGACCCCAAGUCGUCGGGUGCGACACCAUUCCCUGCACGCGACGGUAUCGCUUUCCUCGACGCACGUGUAGUCCUGGCUCCACCAAAGGAGCUCGGCUACCUCCUCGUCGCGCUUGGAAAGGCCAAGAUCCGCCCCGUCCUCGUUCCAGCCGUCAUGAAGGUCGCUGGCGGCAUCCUCAAGGGCCGUGGUGGCACCGGUGUGCUGGGCGACCGCCAGCUGCUCGAGGCUCACUUCAAGGCCGCGCUCGAGGCCGUCAAGGCCCCCGAUGACAUCAUUGCAGACCUCAACCCCGUGCUCAGCAUGUCGUGGCUCGAAGAGAACAAGUAUGCGCUGCCCGACGACGUCGAGUCGGGCAUGUGGCUUGCGCUCGUCAACGGCGUCGACGAAAAGCCAAACGAGCAGCCCGCGGCCAUUGUCCGCCAGUCCAGCGCCCUCGGCAAGGCGGCGCCCAAGCAGGCGCCCGAGGUCCUCAAGCAGGCGUCUGACCGCCUCAGUAUCACGGGAGAGGUUGUGACCGUGUGCCGCAACACACUCGGCCCGCACCUCCUCCUCACCGGAGACCGCGUGCUUGAAAAGUCGGCUGUCGAGGACCUCGGAGGUCCCGACCUCGGCGCCAUUACCUUUGAAAUGAGCAGCGCGUCGUCAAACCUCCCCUUCAAGUCGGCAGCCGACGCCGACGCCCUCAUCCGGAAGCUCCUCGAGCAGGUCAAGGCUGCCGUAGCGGCUGCCCAGGCGUCGCCGCAGAGCGAAAAGGUGUCCACGUCGUUUGGCGGUGUCCAGUGGGGCGGCGGUGCCGCCGUUCCGUCUGGUCCUAGGGACGACGAGCUGGGUCCCAUGGGCGAGGAGCUGUGA